AGAAUAUAAAGAUCACUUAGGCAGGAAAACUACUGCCGUUCAUUGUGAUGUUCAUGCUCAAGAAGUUUACAAUUAUUUUCGAAGAGAAGCUUCGGAAGCAAGAGAAGAAACUGAAAGAAGAAAAGAAGAAGCCCAGAAAAAAGCCCAAGAACGAGCUAAACAGGAACGAAAAAGACAAGAAAGAGAAAAAAAUAAAACUUGUUGUCGAGUUUGUGGUAAGAAGUUUUGUUCUAAAUAUUGUACCGAACAACACCAACUACCAAAAUGUGAUGAUUGUGGAGAAAAAUGUUUUACUACUUCUUAUUACAAAGAUGCCGCCAAUAAAACCGGAACUUUAUGUGUGGGAUGUCAUACAACUCAUAAAAGUAAAAAAAGUAAUCUUUCUGACCCUAGUACUCCUAUUUUUGAACCGAAACCCAAAAAACCAACCUCUUCCCCACAACAAACUCCGCAAGUAACAAGCGAGGGGGGAAACUCCAAUCAGCCUACUAGCGAUCCAAAAAGUGAUUCUCCUUCUUCUCCCUCCUCGCCAACUGAUAAUUUGAGACCUAAUUCUUCCAAUUCUAGCAACAAUUUUUUUACUCCUGCUCCAUCCAGCGAAGGUUCCGACUUUUAUAGAUGCAGUAUUUGUGAUAAAGAUUUUUCCGCCGAUAAUGACCACAACAAAAAUAGUUCUUGUGCUCAAAAAGCUCAAGAAGCUGAAAAAAUAUUUAAAAAAAUUGAAGCCGGACAAAAAAUUUCUUCUUCGGAAGUGAACAAUUUAGAUUUACCAACCGAUAAAAAAAUUUUUCUCCAAACCGUGCAAAAAAUCUCUCAAGGAGAAAAAGUAAAUAUUGAUAAUUUGAAUUUAUCAGACGAGGCUAAGGAAGAAUUGAGAAGAAUUCGAGAUAAUUAUCAGAAUAAAUAUAGUGAAACAUUAGUAGAUGAGUCUGAGUCUCCAACAGCACCUUUUUAUAUUGGUUUGUUUGUGAUUUUUGUAGUUAUCCUAGCGGUAAUAAUAAUUAGAAAGCGAAAGAAAAGACAGAAAAAAAAGUAG
Messenger RNA from Ambispora gerdemannii, 1036 nucleotides. The record is from the annotation of a GenBank genome assembly. NCBI's taxonomy places the organism in Eukaryota, Fungi, Glomeromycota, Glomeromycetes, Archaeosporales, Ambisporaceae.